AUGAGAAAACUUGAGAUGAAAAUCCUGUUCUUGGAGGUCAUGGAGCAAAUGCCUCAAUAUGCAAAAUAUUUGAAGAUUCUCUUGGGAAACAAAAAGAAACUUGAGAGCAAUGUGGUCAAUUUUCCAGAGCAAGUGAGUGCCAUCAUCCAAGGCACACGGGCUAAAAAAGAUAAGGCUAGAGGGCCUUUUGUGCUUCCAAUGACCCUUGGGAAGCUGGAGGCUAAAAGAGCACACGUCGACCUUGGGGCUUCUAUAAGCCUCAUGCCAAUGAAUAUUACUAAGAAUCUUCCCUUUGAGCUCAAGCCCUCCAAAGAACCAUCCAACGUGUCGACCCUAGGGACCAUUGUGGUCCUAGGUGGCUUUAUGGUGCUUGAUAUGGUUGAGGAUCCUUAUAUUCCCCUCAUCCUAAGGAGAGAUGCCUUGAAGACUCUGGGUGCCCUUAUUGAUUGCGAAUCUAAGACUAUUAAUCUUAGGGUCGCCUAG
Molecule: messenger RNA, 483 nt
Organism: Amaranthus tricolor (Joseph's coat)
Lineage: Eukaryota; Viridiplantae; Streptophyta; Magnoliopsida; Caryophyllales; Amaranthaceae
Exons: 2
Coding region: 1-483 (160 amino acids)
Source: RefSeq, a predicted model, not a curated record